AUGUUAUGCAAAUUUGAAUACCCAACACCGCCGCAUACCCUUAUCUUUUUUAUUCCCUCGCCCAUGUCGCUCAAGCGCCGCCCCGAUGAUGGCAAGACUCCAGACGACAAGCGGAGGAAGCCGCCUCCUUUCUCCAGUGUGGUGCGUGACGUGAUGAGAUUGCAAUCACUCGGACAUUUGCUGGAGCCAAUUCUAGAGCCAUUGGUUCGUAAAGUGGUUAAGGAAGAAGUUGAAGCAGCCCUAAAGAGGCAUUUAACCAGCAUGAAACAGACCUGUGGAAAGGAGUUGCAUACUACCGAAUUAAGAAAUUUGCAGCUGCAGUUUGAAAACAGCAUUUCUCUGCCUGUCUUUACUGGUGGUCGGAUUGAAGGAGAGGAUGGUUCCAACCUAAGAAUAAGUUUAGUUGAUGGCAAAACAGGGGAGGUUGUCUGUACAGGACCUGAAUCGUUGGCUAAGGUGGAAAUUGUAGUCCUUGAGGGUGAUUUUGAAGAAGAAAGUGAUAUUUGGAUGUCUGAAGAGUUCAAGAGCAAUAUUGUGAGAGAGAGGGAAGGAAAAAAACCCCUUCUUACAGGAGAUGUAAUUUUAUAUCUUAAAGAUGGUGUUGGUAUGGUGGGUGAAAUUUCAUAUACAGAUAAUUCAAGCUGGACAAGGAGCCGCAGGUUCAGGCUUGGGGCAAGAGUUGUGGACAACUUUGAUGGUGUUAGAAUAAGAGAAGCAAAGACAGAAUCAUUUAUUGUCAGAGAUCACAGGGGAGAAUUGUAUAAGAAACACCAUCCUCCUAGUCUGUCUGAUGAAGUUUGGAGAUUGGAGAAGAUAGGCAAGGAUGGAGCUUUCCACAAGCGUUUGAGUCGGGAAAAGAUCCUUACUGUUGGGGAGUUUCUCACACUUCUCAAUCUGGAUUCAGCAAAGCUUCGCAGUAUACUGGGCACUGGGAUGUCUGCAAAGAUGUGGGAAGUAACUGUGGAGCAUGCUCGAACAUGUGUACUUGAUACAAGUAGACACGUGUACUUCCCUUCUAAUUCUCAAGAACAUGGUGUGGUCUUCAAUGCUGUGGGUGAAGUGACUGGACUCCUUUCUGAAUGCGAGUAUGUCACAGUAGAUAAGCUGUCUGAAACUGAAAAGGUUGAGGCUCAAAACACAGUUGCUACUGCAUUAAGACAAGGGGAGAAAUAUGCAACUUUCGAAGAUGAAGAUUCUCUCAUGCUUGGGUCUUCACACUUAACUAACGUACUUCACUCCCCAAGCUCUCCCAAGACCGAGGGAUCUAGUGCCAACAAGCUUUUGGGUCCCCAAAAGUCUGGAGGAUUCAAUUACCCACAAGCAAGUGCCUCUUCUCCGGAUAUCAUGUCAUCCAUUUAUUCUGUUGGUGGAACUAGUAGCUUGGAUGACUAUUGCUUGCCUAAUUUCGACAGCAUGGGCCUUGGAUAUGAUCAGACCCUCAGUUUCCCAGUCCAAGUCUCGAACUCUUUGAUCUGUGACACUGAUUCAAUAGCUCAUGCUUUUAGUAAUGAAGAUCAUCUGCAGUUUUUUGAUAAUGAUCUUCAAUCUCACGUUCAAGCAGAUUUACAGAGUGCUGUUGAUAGCUUCAUGCUGGCACGUUCUACAGCCAAUGGUGGUGCGCAGAGGAGAUGGAGAAAGGUAUGCAACGUCCUAAAAUGGUUCAUGGUUAGGAAACGAGGAAACCAAAUAAAGGUAAGAUUGUGA
Molecule: messenger RNA, 1704 nt
Organism: Sphenostylis stenocarpa
Lineage: Eukaryota; Viridiplantae; Streptophyta; Magnoliopsida; Fabales; Fabaceae
Source: the annotation of a GenBank genome assembly